AAAAAAGAUGGCGAAGUUACGGAACGUUUUGUGCGGCUUGUUGCAAAUAAGGAGGCAUUACGCCCGGCUUUCGGAGGUUGGACGUUUCCAAGAGCCAAAAACCAGCGGAAAAUACGAACCAGGACAGCUCUUUCUGCACAGAUUAUUUGGUUACAGAGGGGUGAUACUAUUCACUUGGUCAGCAAGAGUUUAUGACAGAGAUAAAGAAACAAGGGAAAAUGAAAAAUCCUUUGAUGAGAAUGGAUCAUACAAUCCUGGCAAAGAGAUCAAGGCAGAAACACAGACAUACUAUCAGGCACUAAUUGAUAACAGAGAUUCACCAUUUGUGAGAGCUCAACCAGAAAUUGUGACCUUCCUUGGGUAUGAAAGUGACAAUGCUCUUUAUACAAUUCCAGGUCUGGACUACAUUUCCCAGGAGGAUAUCCUUCCCUAUAUGGUUUCCGAUGCAUUUUCCCGUCCAAUCCACCAUGAACUGUUUGAUCGCUUUUUGUAUCCUGAACCUGGAAGAGAACCGUCUUUUGCUGCACGAGAAGCACUCCAAUCCUGGCAGGAGAAGAAUCAUAAGUGGUUAGAAUUAACAGAUGUACACAGAGAGUCAACAAACAAUGUAAGGAUUACUGUAAUGCCAUUCUACAUGGGAAUAAAGAACACGCUUCCAACGCCGGAUUAUUGGUGGCGUUAUUGUAUUAGAAUUGAAAAUCUUGGACAAGAGACUGUACAACUUCGUGAGAGACAUUGGAGAAUAUUUAGUCUGGCAGGCACAUUAGAGACUGUAAGGGGGAGGGGCGUAGCUGGACAGGAGCCUAUUCUUUCGCCGCAACAGCCAGCUUUCCAGUACAGCAGUCACAUAUCAUUACAGGCACCCAGUGGAAAUAUGUGGGGUAAAUAUCGCUUCGAACGCUCAGACGGAAGUACGUUUGAAACUCCCAUUCCUCCGUUUGCACUGGAUAGCAGAGAAGAGGAUACGCCUGAUUCUCCGGGAGCUUCUUGAAAAUGAAUUUAGAAACAUGAUGCCCAGCUUAGCAGCCUUAAUGACUGUUUCUUUUCAGUCAAGCGGGAAUAGCGAGGCCGCGUGAGAGAAUGGGGCGAAAGCGUUGGGAAAAAAAAGAAGAGCGGAAGAGAGGGAUGGGGAAACAAAGGUCCAAUUGCAUUGUCUGUCGCAGGACUUCAAUUGCGCAACUACGUAAUUGGAGGAAAUAGUGACGCAGAGCGAAACAAAGAAGGGAAGUUUGGGGCAGAUCGCGUGAACCCGACCUAGGCUCCGUGCGUUUCUUGCUCUGUGGUAGUAUCUCGCGCGCUCCGUAUACAAACUUCAGUACUGGAACAGCCUGAAAAUGUCUGUGCUCGUCUGUAGGAUCUUCUCUUUCUUCCCGUGUCUUUCUUCCCGUUCCUUAUCCCACUUACCGCUCCAAUUGAUUUUUUUUUUCUCUUAGUAAAGUUUUGGCUGAGAUUUUGCUAUUUUUUUUUUCGCUCUUUGCUUGCUAUUUGCUCACUUUUCGUUUGCCGUUUGCACUCUCCUAACUGUUUUUUGCUCACUUUUCGCACUGACUCCCGCUUGGGUAAAACGAAAUGGAAAGACUGCGCGCAAACUAAAUACUUUUCUUCGCGUAAAAGUAAAAGUGAAACAACUGGUGUUUACUUCGUAACCAAACUAACGUAUUCAAUAUUUCAAGAACUAGUCGCCAUGGAAUUCUAGAACACAGAAAAGUGGUCGUGACAUAACAAACUCAGUGGGGUGUCUAAACAUUUGGUAUUAUCAUUGCAUCUGGAAAAAAUGUGAAUAUUGCUUAUUGAGUGAAAGAAGCUGCAUGUUAAAGCUGUUGACAUCAGUUUAAAUUUUUUGUACUAAUUAUGAAACAAUUCCAAUGAAGUUUUCGUGGCCUGACAGACAUGUUUUGUGAUUAUGAUGCCAAUGACAUGCGCAGCAACUGUCGCAAUUGGGAGAAGCGUUGCGUGACACUCUUAGGCGAUGCGUGGUAUAAUAAUCGAGGCAUCGUCGAUUCUUCGUGUGGGGGACAUGUACAGUCGUGGACAGCGUAUUGCCCUCCUUAAAGCACUUAGGAAGGCACUCAAAGAACGAAACCUGUUAUUUUGGUAUCAAUGAAAUGAGGCAAACAUUUCCAAACAUGUAUAUUAUUGUGCAAUAGAUGAUAAGAGACUAGGCGAGUGUAUCGCUAUACGUGUGGUUACUUCAGUGGAAUCAUGGCGGUGAAUACUUUGAACGAACGCCUUUUGAUCUUGUUAGUUUUUUGGUGCCCGACUUUUCCGUUUCUCCCUGAUAAAUGGAGGAACAGAAUUUUUUCUUUUGAAUUCUUUUAUUCAAUUUUUCAUUUUUCCUGGCGCUUUGGAUAGGAAAAGAAAGGAGGGAAGAUAUUACUUGAUUUAGAAAGGACCUGUGAUCUAUACCAUUCAACAUUCGAAAGAGACAAGAAUUUCUCUUUCCGGAUGUUUUGUUUUCGCCGUUCUCAAUCCAUGAUCAAAUCAUUAAGUUCCAAAGUAGCAAAAGCGAGUACUACUUUCAUCCGAAACUGCAUUAGAACUGCCCCUUUAAAAUUCAUUUGAAGUGAAAAGAAAAGAAAAUAGAAUUUUUGUGUUGUAAAACUGACUCAUACAGACCUUGUUGGUCGAUGAAAUCGUAUUUAUCUUCCAAUGUUUUUCAAAGAAGAUCUUACUGCCUGUCAUUAUUUAAUCAUGAAUUGGUGUAUUUCUGAUCAACCAGGCUACGAAGAUAUGAAAGACUGAUUCUAAAAAUAGGCGGAAUGGUGUCAUCCUGACGUUUAAUAGAUAGCUACCUUAAUUUUUAUGUAAAGAAAAAUUAAACA
Molecule: messenger RNA, 2822 nt
Organism: Pocillopora verrucosa
Lineage: Eukaryota; Metazoa; Cnidaria; Anthozoa; Scleractinia; Pocilloporidae
Product: polymerase delta-interacting protein 2-like
Biological process (GO): error-free translesion synthesis
Cellular component (GO): nucleus; mitochondrial nucleoid
Molecular function (GO): DNA binding
Source: RefSeq, a predicted model, not a curated record